AUGGCCAGAAAAGUGGGAAACAGAAUUAACCUCAUUGUGCAUGUCUACCCAGCAAAUAGUCCUGCAGUGAUUAAUUUGUCUGCACAAACUAGUGAGAAAGGUUUAAAGGGCAUUGCCAGUAUUAGAAGGAAAGUUAACCCCACGAAGAAUCCACCAAGCGUUUUCCAGAGGAAAGACAUCUAUGCUACAGCCCAGAAUAUCAUGUUUUAUGGCAUGGGAUCUGGCAGCACUGUGUGUACCAUUGCGACUUACCACACUGUGAAGACCAAGGACUCAGGGAUCCAGCCUCAGUUGCAGAUCCGAGGUGUUGGAUUUGAUCGCACACUAGGAGGACAGGCGAUAGAGCUGUGCCUUCAGGACCAUCUGGCUAAGCUUGUCAACAAACAGCAGCCAUCAAAGAAUGUCCGGAAAAAAACCCGUGCCAUGGCCAAACUCCUGAAGGAAGCCAACCACCUGAAAACUGUACUAAGUGCCAAUGCUGAUCACAUGGCCCAGAUUGAGGUCUUGUUGAAUGACAUUGAUUUCAAGGCCAAGGUUUCACGGCAGGAAUUUGAGGAUCUGUGUUUAGACUUGUUCCAGUGGGUUGCAGGGCCUGUACAACAGGCGCUGAGCAGUGCUGAGAUGAAUCUGAAAGAAAUUGACCAGGUGAUCCUAGUUGGUGGUGCCACCUGUGUGCCCAAGGUGCAGGAGUUUCUGCUGAAAGCCAUUGGCAAGGAAGAGCUGGGCAAGAACAUCAGUGCAGACAAAGCAGCUGCCAUGGGUGCUGUCUACCAAGCAGCUGCCCUCAGCAAGGUGUUCAAAGUGAAGCCUUUCAUUGUUCAUGAUGCAGCUGUUGUCCCAAUCCAGGUUGUGUUCAUUCGUGAAGUGGAAGAGGAAGUUAAAUCCAAGAGUCUGAAGCACAACCGGCGGAUCCUCUUCCAGUGCAUGGCUCCCUAUCCCCAGCGCAAGGUCAUCACCUUCAACUGCUACACAGAUGACUUUGAGUUCCACGUCAGCUACACAGAUAUGCGUUUCAUGAGCAAACAUGACUUGCAAGUCUUUGGGUCCUUGAAUCUCACACGGGUGAAGCUGCAUGGUGUGGGUGAGAGCUUCAAGAAGCAUUUGGAUUAUGAAUCCAAAGGUAUCAAGGCUCAUUUCAACAUGGAUGAGAGUGGCGUGCUGAGCCUCAAUCACAUCAAAUCUGUGUUUUAGAAAAUGGUGGAAGACAAGCCAGAGAAGGAAUCCACACUGACUAAGCUUGGCAACACCAUCUCCAGCCUUUUUGGAGGAGGCAGCCCUGUGCCAGAACCCCCGACUGAGACUGUGCAGGAAGAAGAAGAGAGCCAAGCGGAAUCUGGCAAAGAUAAUCAGAAGGAUGAGGCCGGAGCUGCUAGUGGGGAGGAUGAAAAACCACCACCGACACCAUCCUCUUCUCAGGAGGAAGCUGCUGGAGGGGAUUCUGCAUUUUCAGUUUCUGGAAGUAAACUAGAUUGUCCACUUUUGGCUGAGCUGGCUAUUGCUUGA
This is a messenger RNA of Sceloporus undulatus (fence lizard), 1503 nucleotides long. RefSeq names its product hypoxia up-regulated protein 1-like. Gene Ontology annotation, molecular function: ATP binding; ATP-dependent protein folding chaperone. Gene Ontology annotation, cellular component: endoplasmic reticulum chaperone complex. The record is from RefSeq and is a predicted model, not a curated record. Lineage: Eukaryota; Metazoa; Chordata; Lepidosauria; Squamata; Phrynosomatidae. Gene Ontology annotation, biological process: negative regulation of hypoxia-induced intrinsic apoptotic signaling pathway; endoplasmic reticulum unfolded protein response; cellular response to hypoxia.